This is a messenger RNA of Drosophila grimshawi, 1710 nucleotides long. Its product is annotated as protein I'm not dead yet. Gene Ontology annotation, molecular function: succinate transmembrane transporter activity; citrate transmembrane transporter activity. The coding region runs from base 64 to 1674 and encodes 536 amino acids. Gene Ontology annotation, cellular component: membrane. Gene Ontology annotation, biological process: monoatomic anion transmembrane transport; citrate transport. Lineage: Eukaryota; Metazoa; Arthropoda; Insecta; Diptera; Drosophilidae. The record is from RefSeq and is a predicted model, not a curated record. The transcript is spliced from 10 exons.
AAAUUCUCUGUACGAACAGGACGAGAAAUUAAAUUUUCCAAGAUAUUCCAAGGAUAAUUGGAAAUGGCAGAGGAGUACAAGCCAGGUCAGGAGCCAUUUCCAGAGCAAGAUGAUCGCAAAUUGUUUUUCAAAUUUCAUUACAAGGGCCUCCUGCUUGUAUUGAUACCCAUCAUUUUCGCACCUCUUUUACUUGGCCCCAAACUGCUGGCCUAUCGAAUGCUUUACCUUGCGAUUUGUGUAUACCUGUAUUAUAUGUGCAACGUUAUGUCGCAAGGAGCGAUUGCGUUUCUAUUCAUUAUUUUCUUGCCCAUUCUUGGCAUAACGGGCUCGAAGCUGUUGUGUAUAGCCCAUUAUACGGAUUUAAUAUUUGCCACAUUCGGCUGCCUCUUUAUGGGCAUUAUGAUGGACGCCUCAAGGCUUAGCGAGCGUCUGGCUCUUAUUGUCAUCGGCAUCUGUGGCUCCAAUCUUAGAGUCCUUCAAGCUGGAAUAAUGGUCGUGACCAGUCUGAGUUCGAUUUUUGUCAGCAGUUCAUUUAUGUCUGCGUUUUGGAUGAAGGUGACGCAAGCGAUAAUCGCAGAGCUAGGCAAUGCCGGUGUAUUGGUGCCAAAUUCAGAUGAGGAGCCCUACGAGCGACAGUCGAGACCGUAUCCCUCAAAUCCCGUCGUUGGUAUUUAUCUAUCGAUUGCAUAUGGCGCCACUUUUGGUGGCAUGAUUUCGUUGUUUCAGGAUCCCAAUGCUGAUCUCUAUAAAUUCUUUCAGAAGUUUACGGAUGUAAAGCCAGGGAGUUUCCUGAUGUUGUUUGUGGGUCCGUUCAUUUUGGGUCUGGUAGUGACAGCGAUUUGGAUAAAUGUCAUUUUCUUGGGUCUAUUCAGUGGCAGCGUCAAGGAACAAGUGCAGGCAGCUGCCAACGGCAAGGAUGCCGUCAAGCGGGCUAUGGAGGAUAAGAAAGGCGCCCUGGGACCAUGGAAUGCCUAUGCCAUACUCGUCUUCCUGAUGAUCAUUAUCACAAUGUUAUUAUUAUUCACACGACGACCCAUUUGCUGGCCUGGCUGGUAUGACUAUUUCCAUAGAUCGAAAUGUGGCCUCUCCGUGGCCAUCAUUGCAAUGUGCCUACUCUAUUUUGCUGUACCGGCAAACUAUUUUUUCUGUCGCUAUUACUGGUGUCGUCAGCCGGCGAAGGAGGGCACAGCUCCCUCUCUGGUCAGCUGGAAGAUCGUUAAUAACAAUGUCCCAUGGGCGCAUGUCUUUAUGCUGUGCGCCGGAUAUGGCUGCCUCACUGGCUACAAGGAUUCCAAGCUGCUUCAGUUGGUCAGCAACGGAAUAUUCAACCAGAAAUUGGACAACAGCGUCUCUUUAAUAGUAGGCUGCCUUUUAGGCACUCUGAUUACCAAUCUGGCUCCAGCUCAGGGUGUUGUUGCCAACACUUUGGAUUCCAUGUUGAAUCCGCGAAAUGGAGCCGGGGUCAUUGCCCUGCCAUAUGCUGCUGCGCUGCACAAUCAAUUCCUGCUGCCCGUAAGCACCACCAGCAACACAAUUGUCGCCGGAUUUGGUAAUGUCAGACCAUUUCAGUUUCUGCUGGGAGGCGUUGUACCCACUUUAUUCAUGAUAAUAUUCAUAUGUGCAAGUAUCGCGAUAUUUGGCAACAUUGCGUUUAAGGGAUACUUACAGACGUGAUCAGAAAAAUAAAGCGAAACCAUUUAAAAUCGAAAA